Messenger RNA from Fraxinus pennsylvanica, 663 nucleotides. NCBI's taxonomy places the organism in Eukaryota, Viridiplantae, Streptophyta, Magnoliopsida, Lamiales, Oleaceae. The record is from the annotation of a GenBank genome assembly.
AUGUUACUUUGCAACUUAACAUACAUAGUCCCUCAUCUUGAAGAUGAAUACACGAAGACUAUGCAGGAAUUUGCAGCACAACUAGAGAAAUUGGCUGAGCAUCUUCUUGAUCUGUUUUGUGAAAAUCUUGGACUAGAGAAAGGAUAUCUGAAAAAGGGAUCCUAUGACUUUUUAGGAAUUAACUAUUACACCACCCAUUAUGCCACAAAUUCACCAAAGACACCUGGCGCAAUACCAAGUUACAAUAAUGAUCACGAGGUUCAAACAUCAACGGAACGUAAUGGGACGCCCAUAGGUGAACAGGCUGGUUCUCGUUGGUUGUACAUUGUUCCAGAAGGGCUUUACAAGCUCUUGGUCCAUUUGAAAGAAAGAUACAAUAAUCCCAAUAUUUACAUCACAGAGAAUGGUAAAUUCACAGCAUCUUGUUGGACCUAUGGUGUUCGUGUGAAGGCUUAUUACCUAUGGUCAAUGUUCGACAAUUUUGAAUGGGCCGAUGGGUACAGUGUUAGGUUUGGCAUUAUUCAUGUAGAUUUUGAGAAUAAUCAGCUGAAAAGGUUCCCGAAAAGCUCUGCUAUAUGGUGGACGAAUUUCUUGAAUGUGAAAAAGGUCAAGAAGCAGGUCAAGAACAAGAAGCAGGACAAGAAACUCUUCCUCUUGUUCUGA